UUCACACUGCGGGUCACAAUGGUGUCGAAACGGAGCUCAACCGAAACGAAACGGCCGGGCAACCACCCGCCUCAGUGAUCGCGGCCUGGCCUCGUUAACUCAGGCCCUGCUCGGCCGCCGUCGACAUCCAGCUCAGCCACCAACGCCGUCAGGCCUUUGCCCCUCCCCCACCAGCUACACACGGCACACCAAGCAGACCCUGCCACUGUGCGGCGGCGACCCUAGCCUCACAUAAAGCAAGGCGAGAGCGGGUGCUGAUGGUCCUUGCUCUCCUUUGGGCACGGAACGGGGCUGUGGGAGUGAUUGACUGACUGACUGACAAUCAGGAAAGGGAGGGAGUCACGCUGGCCGCCGCGAACGCUGUUUGGGUGGCGGGGCCGGCGCCGCUGCGUUGAGUCGGAGUCUGCGCUGCAUAUGCUGAGAGCCGAGCCCUCCUAGAGCCGCCAUAUUGCCCGGGACUCAGACGUUCAGGCUUUGCCGUCGCGACUUUGCUCCUAGACGCAGUACGGAUUUCUUUUUUCUCUUCUAAAGGCAGUCUCGUAGGUUUCUCAUUGCUGGCCUUGCCAGUCCAGCCCCCCCUCUUCCUGUCUCUUAUUCUAUUCCCUUCUCCAGGGAUUGAAGGUGUCCGAUUUCCGCGGAUGAGGUAGAACAGCCCGGAGGCCUAGCUCAGCCUAACGGAGCUACAGGACGAAAAAGACGCAACGCAACACCGGCACUGUGGCAGUCGGCGAAAAGCUGGUGACGCAAAACUAAAAGAAUACUAGGAAAGAUCGCACGCAGUCAGGAAAGCGACACGGGACAGCUUCGUGCAAAACCCGGCGUAGGAGAGCCGGCUUCUUUAGCAGCCACCGCCACUCGGAUUUUUCUAGGGAUGAGACGCAGCCCCGUUGGUUGCGGCGGCGGCUUGUGCCGCCUGGGAUGAGAAACUCUUCGGCCACACCCGCCGCAGCCUCCUCCUCCCUGCAUCGCCAUCGGCAGCGGCGCCCGGGAGCAGAGCGGGCCUCGGCAUUAGAACCAAGAGUAGCAGCAGGAAAAGGCGACGCUGUGUGGGGGUAAGCAAGUCGGAAAAGAGGCUGGUCCGUCGGGGAAAGGACGGGUCAUUCUGUGGUUGAGACCGGUGGGACUUUGGCUAAUUGAGACGUGGAUCCAAAACACCACUAGCUGAAAAUUAUGCAAUGGUCUCUGCAAGAUGGCUUGUUCUUGAGUUGGAGCUUUUUAAAACAGAUCUACGCCGGUACUUCAACUUUAUUAAGCCGACUAUAAGUUUUUCUCUCUCAACAACUACAUAAGCAGACAAAAUUGCAAAAAUCUGCCCUGUUUCGAGUAUGACAGCCACAACUCGUGGCUCUCCCGUAGGAGGGAAUGAAAGUCAGGGACAGGCUCCUGAUGGACAGUCCCAGCCUCCUAUCCAGCAGAAUCAGACUUCUUCACCUGAUUCUUCAAAUGAGAAUUCCCCAGCUACUCCCCCUGAUGAACAGGGUCAAGGUGAUGCCCCACCACAACUUGAAGAUGAAGAGCCUGCAUUUCCACACACUGAUUUGGCAAAAUUGGAUGACAUGAUCAACAGACCUCGAUGGGUUGUUCCUGUGUUGCCCAAGGGAGAGUUAGAAGUUCUUCUAGAAGCUGCUAUUGAGCUUAGUAAAAAGGGUCUUGAUGUUAAAAGUGAGGCAUGUCAGCGAUUUUUCCGAGAUGGGUUAACAAUUUCUUUCACAAAAAUACUUACAGAUGAGGCAGUGAGUGGCUGGAAAUUUGAAAUUCAUAGAUGUAUCAUUAACAACACCCAUCGCCUUGUUGAACUUUGUGUGGCAAAGCUGGCACAAGAUUGGUUUCCUCUUCUUGAACUUCUUGCAAUGGCCUUAAAUCCUCAUUGCAAAUUCCAUCUUUAUAAUGGUACACGUCCCUCAGAAACUGUUCCUGCUGGAGCUCAGCUAGCUGAAGAUGAACUUUAUGCUCGUCCUCCAGACCCAAGGUCACCAAAGGGUUGGCUAGUAGAUCUCAUCAACAAGUUUGGCACCUUAAAUGGAUUUCAAAUCCUACAUGAUCGUUUUAUGAGUGGAUCAGCACUGAAUGUUCAGAUUAUUGCAGCUCUCAUCAAACCAUUUGGACAAUGCUAUGAGUUUUUAACACUGCAUACAGUGAAGAAAUACUUCCUUCCAAUUAUAGAAAUGGUCCCACAGUUUUUAGAGAACUUAACUGAUGAUGAACUGAAGAAAGAAGCUAAGAAUGAAGCCAAAAAUGAUGCUUUGUCAAUGAUAAUAAAAUCUCUGAAGAACUUAGCCUCAAGAGUUCCAGGACAAGAGGAAACAGUUAAAAACUUAGAAAUAUUUAGAUUAAAAAUGAUACUUAGGUUAUUACAAAUUUCAUCUUUCAAUGGAAAAAUGAAUGCACUAAAUGAAGUUAACAAAGUUAUAUCUAGUGUGUCAUAUUACACCCAUCGACAUGGUAAUCCUGAAGAGGAGGAAUGGCUUACAGCAGAAAGAAUGGCAGAAUGGAUCCAGCAAAACAACAUUUUAUCAAUUGUGUUGAGAGAUAGUCUACAUCAACCUCAGUAUGUAGAAAAGUUAGAGAAAAUUCUUCGUUUUGUCAUCAAAGAAAAAGCCUUAACCUUGCAAGAUCUUGACAACAUUUGGGCUGCCCAGGCAGGAAAACAUGAAGCCAUUGUGAAAAAUGUACAUGAUCUUCUUGCAAAAUUGGCUUGGGAUUUCUCUCCUGAACAGCUUGACCAUUUGUUUGAUUGUUUUAAGGCAAGUUGGACAAAUGCAAGUAAAAAACAACGUGAAAAGCUACUUGAGCUAAUCCGACGUCUUGCAGAAGAUGAUAAAGAUGGUGUGAUGGCACACAAAGUACUAAAUCUUCUAUGGAAUUUAGCACAUAGUGAUGAUGUUCCAGUUGAUAUCAUGGAUCAGGCUCUCAGUGCCCACAUUAAAAUUUUAGAUUACAGUUGUUCACAGGAUAGAGAUACACAAAAAAUACAGUGGAUAGAUCGUUUUAUAGAAGAACUCCGCACAAAUGACAAAUGGGUCAUUCCAGCCUUGAAACAAAUUAGGGAAAUUUGUAGUUUGUUUGGAGAAGCGCCACAAAACUUAAGUCAAACUCAGCGAAGCCCCCAUGUAUUUUAUCGUCAUGACUUAAUCAAUCAACUUCAGCACAAUCAUGCUCUAGUAACUUUAGUUGCAGAAAAUCUUUCAGCAUAUAUGGAAAGCAUGCGACAGUAUGGUAAAGAGCAUGGAGAAUAUGAUCCACAAACUGUAAGACCAGGAAGUAGAUACAGUCAUGUUCAAGAAGUCCAAGAGCGGUUGAACUUUUUACGAUUUUUACUGAAGGAUGGUCAAUUAUGGCUCUGUGCUCCUCAGGCAAAACAAAUAUGGAAAUGUUUAGCUGAAAAUGCAGUCUACCUGUGUGAUCGUGAAGCCUGUUUUAAAUGGUAUUCUAAACUAAUGGGAGAUGAACCGGACUUAGACCCUGACAUUAAUAAAGACUUUUUUGAAAACAAUGUUCUUCAAUUGGACCCUUCACUCUUAACAGAAAAUGGAAUGAAAUGUUUUGAACGUUUUUUCAAAGCUGUGAACUGUCGGGAAGGAAAGUUAGUAGCAAAGAGACGUGCCUAUAUGAUGGAUGACUUGGAGUUAAUAGGACUAGAUUACCUUUGGAGAGUUGUAAUUCAAGGGAAUGAUGAUAUUGCCAGUCGAGCAAUAGAUCUGCUGAAGGAGAUUUAUACCAACCUUGGUCCAAGAUUACAAGUUAAUCAGGUAGUUAUCCAUGAGGACUUCAUUCAGUCCUGUUUUGAUCGUUUGAAGGCAUCCUAUGAUACUUUAUGUGUAUUGGAUGGAGAUAAAGAUAGUAUUAAUUGUGCAAGACAAGAAGCAAUAAGAAUGGUGCGAGUGUUGACUGUUUUAAGAGAGUAUAUAAAUGAAUGUGACAGUGAUUACCAUGAAGAACGAACAAUUCUACCAAUGUCAAGAGCUUUUCGUGGUAAGCACAUCUCUCUAGUAGUUCGUUUUCCAAACCAAGGUCGGCAGGUGGAAGAUUUGGAUGUUUGGUCUCAUACAAAUGAUACUAUUGGUUCAGUCAGACGUUGCAUUCUGAACCGUAUUAAAGCCAACAGUGCACAUACCAAAGUAGAAUUAUUUAUUGGAGGCGAACUAGUAGAUCCCGUAGAUGAUAGGAAAUUAAUUGGACAAUUGAAUCUGAAAGAUAAAACAUUAAUUACAGCAAAGCUUACACAGAUAAGUUCCAAUAUGCCUUCAAGCCCUGAUAGUUCCUCUGAUUCUUCUACGGGUUCUCCUGGUAACCAUGGCAAUCAUUAUAGUGAUGGUCCAAAUCCAGAAGUUGAAAGUUGCUUGCCCGGAGUUAUUAUGUCACUGCAUCCUAGAUACAUCUCAUUUCUUUGGCAAGUUGCAGACCUAGGAAGUAGUCUAAAUAUGCCAUCCCUUAGAGAUGGUGCACGUAUCCUUAUGAAAUUAAUGCCACCAGAUAAUACUACUAUAGAGAAAUUAAGAGCUAUCUGUUUAGACCAUGCAAAACUUGGUGACAGCAGCCUUAGUCCAUCCCUUGAUUCUCUGUUCUUUGGACCUUCUGCUUCUCAAGUGCUAUAUCUUACAGAGGUAGUUUAUGCCUUGUUAAUGCCUGCCAAUUUGCCUCUGGGAGAAGAUGCUACUGACUUUCAGUUCAAUUUCUUAAAAAGUGGUGGCUUACCUCUGGUGUUGAGUAUGCUGACUAGAAAUAAUUUCUUGCCAAAUGCAGAUAUGGAAACAAGAAGGGGGGCCUACCUAAAUGCUUUAAAAAUAGCAAAGCUACUGCUGACUGCAAUCGGUUAUGGCCAUGUGAGAGCUGUGGCAGAAGCUUGUCAACCAGUUGUAGAGGGUACAAGCCCAAUGUCACCGAUCAACCAAGCGACUCAUGACCAGGCAGUGGUGUUGCAAACUGCUCUGCAGAACAUUCCCAAUCCAACUUCAGAGUGCAUGUUAAGAAAUGUAGCAAUACGCCUUGCACAGCAAAUAUCUGACGAGGCUUCAAAGUUUAUUCCUGAUAUUUGUGUUAUUAGAGCAGUGCAAAAAAUAGUAUGGGCUUCUGGAUGUGGAUCAGUACAACUGGUAUUCAGCUCAAAUGAAGAUAUUAGUAAAAUUUAUGAAAAGACAAAUGCAGGCAAUGAACCAGAUUCAGAAGAUGAACAAGUUUGCUGUGAAGCACUUGAAGCAAUGACGCUUUGCUUUGCUUUAAUUCCAACUGCACUGGAUGCAUUAAGUAAAGAAAAAGCAUGGCAAACAUUUAUCAUUGAUUUAUUAUUGCAUUGUCACAGCAAAACUGUUCGGCAAAUGGCACAGGAGCAGUUCUUCUUAAUGGCUACCCGAUGUUGUAUGGGACAACGACCUCUUCUUUUUUUUAUAACUCUGUUAUUUACUGUAUUAGGGAGUACUGCACGAGAACGUGCUAAACAUUCAGGAGAUUACUUUACUCUGUUAAGACAUCUUCUAAAUUAUGCUUACAAUAGUAAUAUUAAUGUGCCCAAUGCUGAAGUUCUGCUUAAUAAUGAAAUUGACUGGCUUAAAAGGAUCAGGGAUGAAGUGAAAAGGACAGGAGAAACAGGUGUAGAGGAAACUAUUCUAGAAGGUCAUCUUGGAGUUACCAAAGAAUUGUUGGCAUUCCAAGCUCCUGAAAAAAAAUACCACAUUGGUUGUGAAAAAGGUGGCGCUAAUCUUAUCAAAGAAUUAAUAGACGAUUUCAUCUUUCCCGCAUCAAAUGUUUACUUGCAAUACAUGAGAAAUGGAGAAUUACCCGCUGAGCAGGCAAUACCUGUUUGUAGUUCCCCAGCUACCAUUAAUGCUGGAUUUGAGCUGUUAGUAGCUUUAGCAGUGGGCUGUGUCCGUAACCUCAAACAAAUAGUAGAUACUUUGACUGAAAUGUACUAUAUAGGCACUGCAAUAACUACGUGUGAAGCACUAACAGAAUGGGAAUAUCUGCCACCUGUUGGACCACGACCACCAAAGGGAUUUGUAGGGCUUAAAAAUGCUGGAGCCACUUGUUACAUGAAUUCUGUCAUUCAGCAACUAUAUAUGAUUCCUGCCAUCAGGAAUGGAAUUCUUGCAAUUGAUGGAACAGGCAGUGAUGUAGAUGAUGACAUGUCUGGAGAUGAGAAGCAAGAUGAGAGCAAUGUUGACCCACGAGAUGAAGUAUUUGGCUAUCCCCAUCCAUAUGAAGAUAAACCAACUUUAAGUAAAACAGAAGACAGAAAAGAGUACAACAUAGGUGUAUUAAGACAUCUCCAGGUCAUAUUUGGCCACUUAGCAGCUUCUAGAUUACAGUACUAUGUGCCGAGAGGAUUUUGGAAACAAUUCAGACUCUGGGGUGAACCUGUAAAUCUGCGAGAACAACAUGAUGCUUUAGAAUUUUUUAAUUCUUUGGUGGAUAGUCUAGAUGAAGCUUUAAAAGCCUUAGGUCAUCCAGCAAUGUUAAGUAAAGUUUUGGGAGGAUCCUUUGCUGAUCAGAAAAUCUGUCAAGGUUGCCCUCAUAGAUAUGAAUGUGAAGAAUCUUUUACAACACUGAAUGUAGAUAUAAGAAAUCACCAAAAUCUACUUGAUUCCUUGGAACAAUAUGUCAAAGGAGACUUACUGGAAGGUGCAAAUGCAUAUCACUGUGAAAAAUGCAACAAGAAGGUUGAUACAGUGAAACGCUUGCUGAUUAAAAAACUGCCUCCAGUUCUUGCCAUCCAGCUAAAACGAUUUGACUAUGACUGGGAAAGGGAAUGUGCAAUCAAGUUCAAUGAUUAUUUUGAGUUUCCACGUGAGUUGGAUAUGGAACCUUAUACUGUGGCAGGAGUAGCUAAGUUAGAAGGGGAUGAUGUAAAUCCUGAAAACCAACUAAUACAGAAUGAACAAUCAGAAAAUGAACAUUCUGGAAGUACAAAAUACAGACUAGUGGGUGUAUUGGUGCACAGUGGUCAAGCCAGUGGUGGACAUUAUUACUCUUACAUUAUUCAAAGAAAUGGAGGAGAUGGUGAGAAAAACAGAUGGUAUAAAUUUGAUGAUGGUGAUGUAACUGAAUGCAAAAUGGAUGAUGAUGAAGAAAUGAAAAAUCAGUGUUUUGGUGGAGAAUACAUGGGAGAAGUAUUUGAUCAUAUGAUGAAACGGAUGUCCUACAGACGUCAGAAAAGGUGGUGGAAUGCUUACAUUCUUUUUUAUGAACGCAUGGACACAGUAGAGAAAGACAAUGAGCUUAUAAAAUAUAUUUCGGAACUUGCAAUGACCACUAAACCCCAUCAAAUUAAAAUGCCAUCUGCAAUUGAACGGAGUGUACGAAAACAAAAUGUACAAUUCAUGCAUAACCGAAUGCAGUACAGCCUGGAAUAUUUUCAGUUUGUAAAAAAAUUGCUGACAUGUAACAGUGUCUACCUAAAUCCCCCUCCGGGACAAGAUCAUUUACUGCCUGAAGCAGAAGAAAUUACAAUGAUAAGUGUUCAACUUGCUGCUAGAUUUCUGUUUACUACAGGAUUUCACACAAAGAAAAUAGUUCGUGGUCCUGCCAGUGAUUGGUAUGAUGCUUUAUGCAUUCUCCUUCGUCAUAGCAAGAACGUUCGUUUUUGGUUUGCACACAAUGUACUUUUCAAUGUUUCAAAUCGCUUCUCUGAAUAUCUUUUGGAAUGCCCUAGUGCUGAAGUAAGAGGAGCAUUUGCAAAAUUGAUAGUAUUUAUUGCACACUUUUCAUUACAAGAUGGACCAUGUCCUUCUCCUUUUGCUUCACCUGGACCUUCUAGUCAGGCAUAUGACAAUUUAAGUUUGAGUGACCAUUUGUUAAGAGCUGUGCUGAAUCUUCUUAGAAGGGAAGUGUCUGAGCAUGGACGUCAUUUGCAACAAUAUUUCAAUUUGUUCGUGAUGUAUGCCAACUUAGGUGUAGCAGAAAAAACACAACUUUUAAAAUUAAAUGUCCCUGCAACAUUUAUGCUUGUGGCACUGGAUGAAGGCCCAGGUCCUCCAAUCAAAUACCAGUAUGCUGAAUUGGGCAAACUAUAUACUGUGGUGUCCCAACUAAUCCGCUGUUGCAAUGUGGCAUCACGAAUGCAGUCUUCUAUUAAUGGUAAUCCUCCACUUAGCAAUCCAUAUGGUGAUCCUAAUUUAUCACAACCAAUAAUGGCACUGCAGCAAAAUGUGGCGGACAUUUUGUUUGUGCGGACCAGUUAUGUGAAAAAAAUUAUAGAAGAUUGUAGUAAUUCAGAAGAGACUAUCAAACUACUUCGUUUCUGCUGUUGGGAAAAUCCUCAGUUUUCAUCUACAGUUCUCAGUGAAUUACUUUGGCAGGUUGCUUAUUCUUACACAUAUGAACUUCGACCUUAUUUGGAUCUGCUUCUCCAAAUCUUACUAAUUGAGGAUUCUUGGCAGACUCACAGGAUUCACAAUGCACUUAAAGGAAUUCCAGAUGAUCGUGAUGGGUUGUUUGAUACCAUUCAACGAUCCAAGAACCAUUAUCAAAAAAGGGCUUACCAGUGUAUAAAAUGUAUGGUGGCUCUCUUCAGCAACUGUCCUGUGGCGUAUCAAAUUUUACAGAGUAAUGGAGAUUUGAAGAGAAAAUGGACCUGGGCAGUAGAGUGGCUUGGAGAUGAGCUAGAACGUAGGCCUUACACUGGCAACCCACAGUAUACAUACAAUAACUGGUCUCCACCAGUACAGAGUAAUGAAACAUCAAAUGGUUAUUUUCUGGAGAGAUCUCACAGUGCAAGAAUGACUCUUGCAAAGGCUUGUGAACUGUGCCCUGAAGAGGAACCAGAUGAUCCAGAUGCUCCUGAUGAGCAUGAAUCUUCUCCACCAGAAGAUGCUCCAUUGUAUCCCCAUUCACCUGGCACCCAAUAUCAACAGAAUAACCAUGUGCAUGGUCAACCAUAUACAGGCCCUGCAGCACACCAUAUGAACAAUCCUCAGCGAACUGGCCAACGAGCACAAGAAAAUUAUGAAGGCAGUGAAGAAGUUUCACCACCUCAGACAAAAGAAUAGUGAAAAUGCACAUAAUUAACUUGCUCCAUCAAGACUGUGCACCCAGGCCUUACAAUCCAACUUUUCUCUGUGUCUGGCUGAUAUUUAGAAAAACUAUUCCUAAUCAACAUGGAGUGAAGAGUCUAUUCACUGUCUUAUCUGCAGAAAAUUGCUGUCAAUAUAUAACCUGCCUGCAGUGGAAAGUGUAUAGUGUUUUGUAAUAAAUGGCCUGAUGCUAAUGUGUAAAUGGCAAAGGUGUAUAUAGUAUAUUAAUGUUUGACUGUUAAUUCUUAAACAAGAAACUUUUUUUGUCUUGAAUGAGACUCACAGAUCUACAACAAUUAAUUUCUUGAUAUAUCUGCUGCGCUCUACAACCAGUGUUGCCUGCCUAAUGGCAGUUAGAUCAAUUCAACUCCUUACCCUUGCCCCACCCAAAAAGUAAGCGUCUUCAUGUCAACCAGAAAAAAUACUUUCAUAUAAUUCUUUGCCACUGGAGUCCAUUUUACUAUGAGCAUCAUAACAACUGGUAACCUUUUAAUUCUUGGUUGAUGUGGAAAAUUGGUGAUAUACCUUGUUUCUAGGUCUUUUUCCAUUGCCUUUUCCAUUCUGGUAUUAAGUUAAUCACUUGAAGCUAUAGUUAAGCUGUAACAUUUAGCAUGGCUUCACACCAAGUUAGAGUAGCCAGUGAGGAAAGAAAAUUUCAAUUGUCCAAAAUGGCAACUGCUGUUUAAACCCUUUUCUUCAGACACCUGGGUUAUAAAACAGGAAGGGAGGGCUGGGCAAAGUGGCCGAUGGUUUUCAGUUGCACAUAUGUUCCUCACAUCUGAUGUUUGACAGUUCUGUCUCUGGAUGGGGUAAAAAAAACACUUAGUUUUCAGUAAUAGGAAAUUAAAAAAUUUAAAACAAAUAUGCAAAUUUUGCUAUGCCAGGAUGCCUGGAGCAUAACAGACUGUAUUUGGUGUGCUUGUUUUGUUUCUUCAAUAGAGCUUAUUUGAUAAAACUUCUAAUACUUUCCUUUAUACUGCACUGCAGUGAAGUGGAAGUCAACAAAAUCACACAAUACUUGUGAGUGCCACUGCACCAAGUUAACUUGCUGAUUUUCUGCUCAUGCACAAUUCUACUUGAAAGCAAGAAUUGUCUUAGCUCUAUAUCCAUUAUAAGAGAAAUCUUAACCUUAGGAGCAGGGUUUGAUUAAAGUAAAUAAACUACUGGUUAGUCAAAUAUAAACCCGAGGUAUCUCUGUUCCAGAGUAAACAUUUGUUUAAAGACUUCAAGGAACUCAUCAGUAAAUACUGUAUUUAAAUUAAAAAUUGGUAACUUGAAUGUGUGUAAUUAUUUUGGAACCUGUCAAAAAACCAAAUACCCCUGCAAACAGAUACAGCCCACCCUAUACUAUUUAAAUAUUUGCUGUUUUAUUUUAUAGAAAUUAUUUUGCUGAAUUCACAAAUAGAAUUUGAUUUAAGAAGA
This is a messenger RNA of Ahaetulla prasina, 10427 nucleotides long. RefSeq names its product ubiquitin specific peptidase 9 X-linked (gene USP9X). The transcript is spliced from 46 exons. Gene Ontology annotation, molecular function: cysteine-type endopeptidase activity; cysteine-type deubiquitinase activity. Gene Ontology annotation, biological process: cell migration; protein deubiquitination. The record is from RefSeq and is a predicted model, not a curated record. The coding region runs from base 1326 to 8981 and encodes 2551 amino acids. Gene Ontology annotation, cellular component: nucleus; cytosol. Lineage: Eukaryota; Metazoa; Chordata; Lepidosauria; Squamata; Colubridae.